Molecule: messenger RNA, 368 nt
Organism: Porites lobata
Lineage: Eukaryota; Metazoa; Cnidaria; Anthozoa; Scleractinia; Poritidae
Source: the annotation of a GenBank genome assembly
AUGGAUAUAUUAACUCCAGUGAAAUCUCGGACCAUCGUCCUUCGUCCAAACGCCCCCUGGUAUAACGAGGACAUUGGAAAUGAGAAGAGGAAGCGGAGCUGGUUAGAACGCAGGUGGCGCUCUAACCGUCUUGAGUCGGACAGAUUGAGCUACAUAGAGCAAUGUAGUGAGGCCUACUCUGGGACCUUAACUCGCCGCGAGAUUGUGCGAGCUAAUGCGCGUUUAGGCGAGUUAAGGCGAGAUAAGGAAAUUUGAACAUAAUCUCAAGCUGCGAGUUAAGGCGAGUUAAGGUCCUAGAGUAGGCCUGUAGUGUUGCGAAUACAAUGCUAUACAAAGCCAAGGAAUUUUAUUGUUCGUCGGUUAUCUAG